Hippoglossus stenolepis (Pacific halibut) is the source of this 3096-nucleotide messenger RNA. It is a transcript of the gene gpr37a, whose product is annotated as G protein-coupled receptor 37a. The record is from RefSeq and is a predicted model, not a curated record. Gene Ontology annotation, biological process: adenylate cyclase-inhibiting G protein-coupled receptor signaling pathway; positive regulation of MAPK cascade. Bases 421 to 2202 code for a protein of 593 amino acids. Gene Ontology annotation, cellular component: signaling receptor complex; plasma membrane. Gene Ontology annotation, molecular function: G protein-coupled peptide receptor activity; prosaposin receptor activity. Lineage: Eukaryota; Metazoa; Chordata; Actinopteri; Pleuronectiformes; Pleuronectidae. The transcript is spliced from 2 exons.
CCCAGGCAGAGCUCCGCGUCUCCUCCGGGUGUGUCUCUCCAGGCGCUCCAGUGUAGCUCGCCUUGGAGAAACUGUCCUCAACGCAGGGGGGACUGGGAUUCAUCUGUCCACCCCCAGCUCCAUCUCAUGCUGCGGAGCACACGAGUCGGUUAACUGUUUCCAGUCCACUCUGAGGACACGGCUCUGCUCCGGACUUUGGUCUCUUUGGUGAUGCCUCCAGACUGGUACUGCUCCGGGACGCACCUGAACCCGACACCAGGUUCCACAGUCUUACGCGACCAGAGACUCGGUGAAAGCUGUUCUCGUGACAAACGAAGGUAAACUGAACUUUUUUCGUGUCAGGUUUUGUCAGGAGACCAGAGAUGGACGGAUCGUUUGGGUUCCCACGGUUUCAUCUCACCGGUUAGACGGAACCACACGAUGCAGCUUCCACCCCUGAGGUUACUGUGUUUGUGGCUGUGUAGCGAGGCCGUGUCGAGUCAGCUCCACGGGCACAAAACAAAGGCGACUUUCAGUCCUCAUUAUGAAUCCACCACCGCUGACAAGAAUGCGCAGAGCCGGGGAUUGCGCACUGUCAGCGCGGUGCACAGUGGGGGGACGCGUGGUGCUAGUGCGCAGGUUUCGUGGCUGGAGACUGUAAACAGGUCGUUCUCUGAGCUUCGGGGGACAGAGGUACACCGGCGCUCUGUGCGUAAAAGUGACCCGCAAAAUGGAGUCCGACUUGUUCCCAGAGAGGAAGCUUUACGCGCGGAUGGAAACAAAAUCAGUGGACCGCGGAGAGGUGUAUGCAAGUCAGGAGAACUUGAGAAACAAACCCGGCAUGGACUCAUCUGCAUCCCUGCGAGUACCGGACACAACCUGCGGCAGAGGCGAAGCGCAGACCCCGGCAGUGAGAAGCCAAGCGAGCCGCUGCAGCACGAAGCCGCGGGCGCAUGGGAGGCUCUGCCCGUGGCCAUGGCGCAGGAGCAGGAGGCCGAGGCGCCCUUCGGACUCAACACCAGCGACUACGAGGAGGAGGAGUACUCUCUGCCGGACCUUCCCGACCCCACGCCAUUCGUACCGGUGAACACGCGGACCAGGCGCAAGCAGGUGAGGAAUCCGUUCUUCCCGGUCACCGCGGAGUCCUACGGCGCGUACGUGGUCAUGAUCCUCGCCGUGGUGAUCUUCAGCGUGGGCAUCAUCGGGAACGUGUCGGUCAUGUGCAUCGUGUGCCACAACUACUACAUGAGGAGCAUCUCCAACUCGCUGCUGGCCAACCUCGCGCUGUGGGACUUCGUCAUCAUCUUCUUCUGCCUGCCGCUCGUGGUGUUUCACGAGCUCACCAAGAACUGGCUGCUGGGAGAGUUCUCGUGCAGGAUCAUCCCGUACCUGGAGGUGGCAUCUCUCGGGGUCACGACCUUCACGCUGUGCGCCCUGUGCAUCGAUCGGUUCCGAGCCGCCACCAAUGUGCAGAUGUACUAUGAGAUGAUUGAGAACUGGGCGUCCACCACGGCCAAGCUCGCCGUCAUAUGGGUGGGCGCUCUGCUGCUGGCGUUACCCGAGCUGCUAAUUCGUCAGCUGGUCACUGAGGACGGCGAUCCUCCCGACGUGACACCGUGCGAGCGCUGCGUGGUCCGAAUCUCCACCGAGCUCCCAGACACACUAUAUGUCCUGGGUCUCACCUAUGAUGGUGCACGACUCUGGUGGUACUUUGGCUGCUACUUCUGUCUGCCAACGCUGUUCACCAUCUGCAGCUCGCUCCUCACUGCUCGCAAGAUCCGCCACGCCGAGCGGGCCUGCAUCCGCGGCAGCAAGAAACAGAUCCAGCUUGAAAGCCAGAUGAACUGUGCUGUGGUGGCGUUGGCCAUCCUCUACGGCUUCUGCAUCAUCCCGGAGAACAUCUGCAACAUCAUCAGCGUUUACAUGGCGGCUAGCGUUCCCAGGAGAGCCCUAGACAUCCUGCAUCUGGUCAGCCAGCUGCUGCUCUUCUGUAAAUCAGCUGUGACGCCGGUGCUACUGUUCUUCCUCUGCCAGCCGUUUACCAAAGCCUUCCUGGACUGUUGCUGCUGCUGCUGUGUUGAGUGCGGCUCGCCCGGAGCCACCGCCACUAGCGACACCGAAAACGAGUGCAACACCACCGAGCUGGAGCUCUCACCGUUCAGCACAAUCCGCAGGGAGGCGUCCACUUCCACUAGCUAUGCAGCUGUGGGGACACACUGCUGAGGACAAAGGUCAAAGAUCAGCAGUGUUAAGUGGAGCCGGUUCUGGAUCAUUCCUGUGAUCUGAUUAAGGCUUUGAUUGGUGGAUCAGGCUGCAGAUUCCUGGGAAGGACCCACAAUUUUAAACACAUUUUCACAUUUCAUUGACAGACAGCAAACAUUGCUGUCUGUCCACUCACUGUUUACAGAAUUUAUAUGAGAGAAACACAGUAUUAAUUCAUAGCAUUUAUUUGUUUAGUUUUUUUAAUUAACUCCCAAGUAUUUUUACUCAAUCUGCACUCAUUAUUUUUUGUUUGUAGUCACUGUUUUGUUGGACACUGAUCAUUUAUUCUGUCCCGUAUCUUUAUUGCCUGUGUUGGACAUGUCUCAACAGUUUCCAUGGAAAAAUGGAAAUUAUUUUAGUCAGUUUAGUUAGUUGUGUUGAAUUCAUAAGGAGCUGUUGCUCCAUGUAAACACAAGUAAAUAUUAAUUUAUUUUUCACUCCUGUUAUGCAUACCCCAAAACUUUCUGUUCUACAAUAGCAAUUACUUUAAGUCGAUUCAUUGGGUAUGUACAAAUCAAACACUAUGAACUGCAGCGUUCUUUUCAGGAAACUUUAGGGAAAUAAAAUAGUUGAUACAAUAAAGUGUUAUCUUUGAUUGUUGUCUUGGAAAGACAGCUGCUCUCAGCAUCUGUAGUUGCUUAUAAUCUGUUCUGUCACUGUGUGAGUUAUUUCAGUGGGAUGAACAGUAACAGAAAUGUCUGUAGAUGCUGUGUUGUGUUAGCUGAUGUUCCCGUGAAUCAGGCCUUUGUGAGUAUUUUGUUCUUCACAGAAAACUUCACUUCACUUAGUCUGUAAUGUGACAGGUUUGUUUGCCACUUGAAAAGUGUCACUUGGAUUAAAAGAUAUUUCAAAAUA